Drosophila subpulchrella is the source of this 2204-nucleotide messenger RNA. RefSeq names its product nose resistant to fluoxetine protein 6. The coding region runs from base 13 to 2202 and encodes 729 amino acids. The record is from RefSeq and is a predicted model, not a curated record. The transcript is spliced from 8 exons. NCBI's taxonomy places the organism in Eukaryota, Metazoa, Arthropoda, Insecta, Diptera, Drosophilidae. Gene Ontology annotation, molecular function: acyltransferase activity, transferring groups other than amino-acyl groups.
CCCAAAGAAAAGAUGAUGAUCAGAGCAGUGGGAACGCUGCUAGUCAUUUGGUUGGCUUUAGCCCAAGGAACUCUGCCCAACCACGACCUCCUUUUUAAGAAUGAAAAUGAAAUCUCCUCCAUGGCGGAUUACGAACGGUUAAUGGAGCUGCGUUCCUUGGGAAUGGAGUUCUUUCGAGAGUUUCGGAACAUGUCCUCAACGGACUUGCAUCUCCUUGAUGGACGGCUCAGCGAGCAGGAUCUGGUGUGCCUGGCAGACAUGGCCCAGUUUAUGAGUGGCCUCACUUCCACCAAGAGAUGGGCCAUCAAAAUGAUUGAUGCCUGGGGCACAGUUCCCUCGGGAUACUUGUAUGGCAACCGCAUCGACAUGGGAAACUACGAGGAGUGUCUCAAGGUGGAUGGUGCCAUCAGUGAAACGCACAGCAUCAAGGGGAAGUAUUGCUUUAUGAAUCUGCCAGUUUACAAGUGGUUUGGCCUCACUUCGGGAGUCCUCAAGCUGACCAGCAUGCAGACCGCUCUGUGCUUUCCCUCCUCCUGUUCUGCAAGUGCCAUGGAGACCUUCCUGAAGCAGCUGCUCCAGAGACUCCUGGGUGUUGAUGACCCUAGCAAUUUGUUUUCGAUUAGCGAGAAGUCGUGCAAAGUGAAGGAGAGUGAUCCCCUGGAUGGAUUAACCAUAUUUACCAUUGUCCUACUGUCCGCAUUUUGCACUACGGUGGUCGCUUGCACCCUCUACGACUACUUUUUGUGUCCGGAGCAGGAUAAGAUUCCCAGACUUAUAAAGGCCUUCUCUGCCCGUGCCACGUCGCGAUCCCUGUUCACUGUUGUGGACAACAAGGCAAGUCCAAAUGUGAUCCAUUGUUUGAAUGGCAUGCGCUGCAUGUCCCUCCUCUGGGUGAUUCUGGGCCAUGAGUACAGCAUCAACCUGAAAUCGCCGGCUGUCAAUGUGGCGGAUAACUUGGUAUGGAUGUCGCAACCCUUCAGCAGCUUCAUUAUCUACGCGCCCUUCGCGGUGGACACUUUCUGCUUCAUCAGUGGUUUGCUCUUGGUCGCCAUUGGCCUGCGCUCUUUGGAAAAAACCAAGGGAAGGCUGAACGUACCGCUUAUGUAUCUGCAUAGGUAUCUGCGCCUAACUCCCAUUGUGGCCGUUGCCAUACUAGUCUACCUUAAGAUGAUACCCCUUUUCGCCGACGGUCCUAUGUACGAUAAAACCCGGAUGUUUGACUACUCAACCUGCGAUAAUACCUGGUACUUGACCUUGCUCUACGUUCAGAACUACGCCACCUCCCACAUGUGCCUUCCACAUACCUGGUACCUGGCGGUGGAUAUGCAGCUAUACAUCCUGUCCCCCAUCCUGCUGAUCGGCCUCUACAAGUGGGGCAAGAAGGGAGCCGCGGGCAUCCUGCUGGUGAUGCUGUUGCUCUCCGCCUGUCUGUUUGCCACCAUAAUGACAAAUGACUACAACAUAAUAUUCAAAAAUGGUGGACAGCUUCCAGAGGUACAGAAGAAGAUCUACUAUGCCACACAUGUCCAUGCGGCGCCCUGGUUGAUUGGCACCCUCUUCGGGUACUUCUUGCACGUGACUCGCGGCAGGAAGGUGCAGCUGAACCGCCUGGCAGUCUGGGCAGGAUGGCUGCUCUCUUUGGCCAUGAUGUUCACCGCGAUCUUCGCCCUGUACCCAUAUGCCAAGCUGCGAGGUCCUUCGCCCACAGUCCUGGAGGGAGCCCUCUACUACACUCUGACCCGAAUCGGCUGGCCUCUGGCCCUCUGCUGGGUGGUCUUUGCCUGCAUGCAGGGAUAUGGAGGACUGGCCAACGGCUUCUUGUCGUCACCCAUCUGGCAGCCCCUAUCGAAGCUCUCCUACUCGGCGUACAUUUGGCACAUCUUCAUCCAGGAGGUCAACCACCGACGCAUUCGGUCAAAUACCUACUUUUCCAACUACGACGUGAUGCUUAGCUUCUGGGCCACCUUUGGGUUCACCCUAUUGAUGUCCUAUGUGCUCUACGCCAUUAUUGAGGCACCUCUGGAGGGGCUAGAGAGAAUGAUGUUGCCCAAUCGAAGGAGCUCGCCGGCACCUAAAAAGGAGACCCGAACCGAGGUCCAUAUCCGUCAGGAGGAACAACCCAAGAAGGAUAGUGAGGCGCAGUUGGACCAGGCUAACCCGGAUUGGGCCAGCACGAAAGCAACCAAAGACCUUGAGUCAUAAUA